CUAAGUGCACAGAGCUCACGUUGAGCUCAGAUGAACCUCUGCAUCCUUUCCCACCUUGGCUCAUUUCAUCUCCGUUAGACUAUAGAGACGCACCGGAGCACGGCUGCAAACCAAACGGUGAGCUUCUGCUUCGUGUGUGCUGCACAGGCAAAUGGAGAGAAGGUGAAGCUUCAGCAGCAACCUGAAGCAGGAGAAGGAUAAACACAGUCAAAACACGAGAUGGACCACCGUGAAAACCUGCAUCUGAUCAGCCAGCGGUCAGUAAAUCUUUGAAACGGACUCUGUAGUGAGCCUCAGCUAUGGCAGCAUAUAUUGUGCUUCUUUUUCUUUUAUUCUUUAAAGGAGAAAGAAAUGGCCUUUCAUUAGCUGUUUCAGAGGAAGGCCAGGAUUUGCAUGUAAUUUCAAGCAAAAGACAACAAGUUUUACUUCACUCAGAGUCCAUGGACACCCUUUUUGUUAAUAUCAAAGAAUUGGAAAGCCAGUUGCACAAUAAAGAGGAUGAUAAAAGAGCCCUACCAAGUGUGGCUUUUAAACACACUGACAGAGAAGCAAAUGGUUUUGACUUUCAGAAUAUACUUAAACAUCCUGAAACUGCUGCCAAAUCCUUAAUUCCCAAACACAGCCCUGAGUUCACUCUGAAGCCAGAGAAAAGGAGCGGUUUGACUAAUGGAGAGGCUGAAGGUGCAAUCAUUGAUCACAGUCUAGCUCCGAGUUCAGAGGGGCACCACACUCUCCAGCCUGAGUUCCAUUUGGAGACAGGUGUCGGUGGCGUUUUGCCUGAGAGGACACGGGGCCGCUCUAAGUGGGUCACAGAGUCUGAAGACAGCAGGCUGCGACCCCGCUCUCGCUACCGGAGGAGCUGGCUUUGGAACCAGUUCUUUGUCAUCGAGGAGUACCGAGGGCCUGAGCCUGUGCUUAUUGGACGGCUGCACACAGAUAUGGACAAAGGAGAUGGUGAAACUAUGUACAUGUUGGAGGGAGAGGGAGUGGGCUCUGUGUUUGUGAUUGACAGCAACACAGGCAACAUACAUGUCACCAAGUCUCUGGACCGUGAAGAGAAGGACCAGUACCGUCUCAUUGCAACAGCUCGAGACCGUCAGACGGGCCAAGCCCUGGAGCCCUCCUCUGAGUUCAUCAUCAGAGUGCAGGACAUCAACGACAACCCGCCUGUCUUUCCUGAUGAACCCUAUGUAGCCAUGGUGCAGGAGAUGGCCAACAUAGGCACGUCCAUAAUCCAAGUCACAGCCAGAGAUGCUGAUGACCCGACAUAUGGAAACAGCGCCCGGCUGGUGUAUGCUAUUACUGAUGGCCAGGACUAUUUCUCUGUGGAUCCACAGACAGGUGUCCUGCGGACAGCCGUACCUGACAUGGACAGAGAGACUCAAGAUGAGUAUCUGGUUGUCCUCCAAGCCAAAGACAUGGGGGGGCAUCUGGGCGGGUUAUCAGGGACUACGACCGUCACUGUGAAGCUGAGUGAUGUCAACGACAACCCCCCUCACUUCAGACGGAGUGCAUGGUCAUUCUCUGUAUCUGAGCUAGCAGCACCAGGUGUGGAGGUGGGCCGUCUCACUGCCACUGAUCCUGAUCUGGGAGAAAAUGCACAACUGGAGUUUACUAUCAUGGACACUGAGGAGGCUGAAAUAUUCAAUAUAAGUGGAAGAGACAAAGAGGCUGUCAUUGUGCUGAACAAGCUGCUGGAUUAUGAGACCUGCAGUUCAUACACUUUCACUGUGGAAGUUGCCAACCCUAUAGUGGAUACCCGGUACCUGAGGAAAGGUCCCUUUAAGGACAAGGCAACAGUCCGGGUCAUGGUCCUUAAUGCUGACGAACCGCCGCAAUUCUCCAAGGCUCGGUAUCAUCUGGAUGUGUCCGAAAACUGCCCCCCUGUGUGCUCUGUUGGCCAGGUCUACGCUGUGGAUCCAGACACAGGACAAAACACCAACAUCCGGUACUCCAUCGAUCCCCAGUCAGACCCCGAGGCUCUGUUUCGCAUCGCCUCUGAUGCAGGCUUUAUCAGCACAGUGAUGGAGUUGGACCGCGAGCAGGAACAGUGGCAUAAUAUCACUGUCAUCGCCACACAGCGGGACAAUCCAAAUCUUGUGUCAAGGGUUGUGGUUGCCAUAGAGACACUAGACCAGAAUGACAAUGCGCCGGAGUUGGACAAGCAGUACACAACCUCUGUAUGUGACUCCAGUGCCCCCGGUCAGGUGGUUCAGGUUCUGCGAGCAAUCGACAGGGACCAGGGAGAACAGGACACCCCAGUCCACUUCAGCAUCCCUCCAGAGUCAAGCUCUGCCCUAAACCUCACCAUUAGAGAAACUGGAGGUGUGACAGCCAGCCUCGUGCUCCAGUCAGCCUUGGAGCCCCUCCCUGGCUUCUCCUCUUCCCUGCUCAUCCUUUAUGUGCCAAUUGUGCUGCGCGAUGGGGCCUCGGGUCUGACCAACACUGGCACGGUCACCGUGACCAUUUGUCCCUGUUUGCGAGGAGGCAUGCAGACAGAGGAUAGGGGGAGACAGAGGGACAGGAGCUGGGACAGACACAUGGUGUGUCUGCCUGUGCCAUCCACCUCCCCGUCCCUCAUAUUCAGUUUGGUCACCUUACUAGUCAUGCUGGCAUGUGUCACCACUCUGCUGGUGGUGUGUGCUCUCUCGCUGUCAUUGCACCAUCGGAAGCAAGACUCACACUUACCCUUCGAGGAGGAUGAUGUCAGGGAGAACAUCAUAUCCUAUGAUGAUGAAGGGGGAGGGGAGGCAGAUACUGCAGCUUUUGACAUUACAGCGCUGCAGAGCAUGCACAGAAUGCAGCACAUGCACAACAACAGAAACAUAUGGUACACCCAGCAGAAUCCACCGAGGGCCAGGACGCACAGCUGGGGUCGUAACGUGCACCCAGGCCUGGAUCCUCAGCAGCGGCCGGGCUCCGCUCCACUCUAUGGACGCCUCUGCUACGGCAUCCACACACUGCCUGUUCUCAGAGAUUAUCCAACCGGGCCACUGGAGGCAGGCCUGCAGUUAACACAGCUGACCCAGGGGCUUGCUGGUGGUCAUAUUGGCAAGCCCCUUGCCAUCCAGAAGGACAGCACCUUUGAGCCUCUGCCCCGUUCUCCUGAGAUGAGUAGUUAUGUAGCUCAGCACAAGUUGGUGAAGAGUAAAAUUACAGACACAAAUGAAGUCGGUGAACCAAACACUGCUGAUACAGAAGGGAAUCAGGAGCAGGCCAAGAUAAACCCAACAGAAUUGAAGUCAACACCAGCCAACAACGCAGCAAAUCUGACAUACUGUGCCCAAAAUGAGUCCCCCUACCAAAGUAACACCAGCUUUUCACCAGACCCACAAGAGAGGCGAUGGGGGCCAUCACAAACUCAGAGCCACUCUGGGGCCACCACCUGUAUAGCGGAAGAAAUUUACACUGAAUCCUCCAUUCCCCCCUUUUCAGAGCAGAAUUAUUCAAAUGGAAGUCAAACCAACUCUGGGAACCCUUCUGUUUACCUGAAAGGAGACACAUACAGCAUUGUGGGCUCACUCAAUCCGAACAGUAGAGGGAAGUGCAUGAACGGGACAAGCAGGAGCGGGUUAUACCCAGCAGGGGUGCAGCUACUGAACAUGUGCCUACUCAAAAGAAAGGACUUGACCUCACAACCCUUACCUGGGGGAAUGUUUGGCAGCAACAAAGGCUGGCCGCUAGGGAUGGAGCCUGCGAGAACAAUAGCCACCACCCCACAGCCUCUCGGAAUGGAAGACCUCUUGAAAAUCCGCCUGGAUCAGGUCACCUUUGACCUGUCUCAGCCGCCCUAUGACUCACUGCAGACUUAUGAGUUUGAGGGCCGUGAUUCAAGGGCUGAGUCAUUGAGUUCACUGGAGAGUGAUGGAGAGAAGGAUGAUGGGAGAGUGGUCGGAGGGAUGGAGGAGUUAAACCAGAAGUUUCAGAGGCUGGUGGAGAUCAUCCAGGAGAGGGAGAAAGAGAAGGAAGGAGAGGGAGGUGAGACUGCAGAGGCCACUCUCAGUGAGACUCAUAAACAAUCAAGGGACAAAGGAGCAGAACAGCAGAAAUGGGAUUUCUAGCCUGCAAUAAAAGAAAAGUUUGAGAGAAAGAAAAAGUCUCCUGACAGUGAUGGAUUUUAAACACAGCAGGGGUGGCAAACACAAAGCCCAUGACAAGAAUCUUCUUGUUUUUCACCCUGCCAGAAAAAUCCAGGAGGCUGACAGUAUAUUGAAGAUUUGUGAUGAAAUCAGUGCACCGAGUAUAGUUUUCACCUCCACCAUGUUUAGAAAAUGCAUAUGGAAGCUCUCUUUUUCACACUGCUCUUGUAACUGACAUUAAUAAUGCACCUGGGCUUUCAAAGUUAAUGUUAUAAAAAAUGUACUUUUUUAAAAUAUUGAGCCCUUGAAAGCUGUAUUGUUAGAAAAGAGGCCUCAUUAAAUAUUGACUGGAAUUGUGAAAUUUGAUAGUAAUAGUUUAAUAAGGGCACACUCACCCUCUAGGAAUCUGUGGAAUUUGAAUGCAGCAUUUGCACCUGAAUUUGAGAGCUUUAAAACCACACAGUGUACAGCGAAGUUGGGCCGACACUGUUCACAGAGCCUCUCCAGUGAAUCAAACUGUAUGUUUUUAUUCUGUCACCCUGUAGAGAGAAUACAACUCCAACAAGUAGUCACCAUUAUGGUAGCAGAACCUGCUCACUAUGCAAUCGCAAACAGAAAUGAUUAGACUGUCACUUUCAAAGACUUGUGUACUGUUGUGAAAGUACAGUAAAUAAUGUGCAUAUGUACAGUAGAUAAAUAUGAACCUCAGCUCCAGUGGUUAUUGCUUAAGAGUAGACAAAAAGGGGGAUAUCUGCUGGAAUUCACACACCGGAAAUUAAGCACUUGAUUUUCAGUUAAUAAACUGACACAGGAUUGCAAUACAUAGCGUUUCCCAUGAUUUCACCCACACAAGAAUAUUUAUAAUUCAUAUAAUUUGUUUUUGCUUGUCUGGAAUUAUCUGCAAAGGCUCAUUUAUCUUCCACCUUUUAAAGCGACAAAAGUAGGUGAAAGCCAUUAUGUAAUACACUGAUGAGCCCAGAACCGAGGCAAAAGCAAAAUAAUCAUUUAUUUUGAGAUUGUGUAAUGUCAUUUACAGCUUAUGUCACUUGGCAAUGAUUC
Molecule: messenger RNA, 5138 nt
Organism: Monopterus albus (swamp eel)
Lineage: Eukaryota; Metazoa; Chordata; Actinopteri; Synbranchiformes; Synbranchidae
Product: cadherin-24-like
Exons: 14
Coding region: 300-4061 (1253 amino acids)
Biological process (GO): calcium-dependent cell-cell adhesion; adherens junction organization; homophilic cell-cell adhesion
Cellular component (GO): catenin complex; adherens junction; plasma membrane
Molecular function (GO): cadherin binding; calcium ion binding; beta-catenin binding
Source: RefSeq, a predicted model, not a curated record